AUUGCUGAGAGGCAGGGUUGCACUGAUACACUUUGAAGAGAACCCUGGGUUUCAUCUGAGUUCUUUUUAAGAAUUCUUUAAAAAACUAGAAAUGUUCCAAAGAGUGCUAUGUUUUUAAAAGGUUUUCCUGCAGAAGAUGAGGAGGAUUUAGGAGUAGAGCAGUGACUGCCUGUUUCCUGCACAGCUGCUAAGCUGAAUGGAAUAUGUUGUUUAGCUGGUUCUGUGAAUGUGGCCAUCAGGUGUGGUCAGAUCCAGCAGAGACCAUUGCUGUAGACUAAUUAACCUUCUUGGUACAACAGCCCAGUGUCUUUAACUGUACUGUACCCAGUGCUGGAAGAGCUGUGACUUGUGAUUACUGGACCCAAGCCAGGACUUCAGCACACCCCUCUGUAGCAGACUCAGGAUCUGUGCCUCUGGGGAAUGGAUGCUUCUGGACCCAAAGCUCAUCCCAUUGCCAGGGAGUAGUUUGUUUCUGAUAACGGGUGGCAUGAGUUUAGUCAUUUUGUAGGGAAUGAACAUUAAACAAAGCUCAGUGAAUGACCUUGUAGAAAGAACAGGCAAAGAAAGUAAGUCAAGCAAACUGUUUUUAGUCACUCACAGCCAUUUUUUUCCUGAGUUUUUAUUCCUUCUGUGAGAGCUAUUGCUCUGUGUGUGUCUAUGCCCUCCCACCAGGAAAACUUUUCAAUGUGGAAGAUGAAAAAAGCUGGGUGUCACGUUCUUGUCCAGUCUCUUAGGUCCUCUGGACUGAUAAUAAUGAACUAGCUUUUGGACUGAGGUUUCAGAAACUCCAGGAGUCAACAGUUUCUUGGGAUUCAGCCUCUAGCUCCUCCAGAAAACAGCACGUUCCUCAGUCUUUACCUAUACGAUGGUUCUCCAUCGUAUCCUUGGCCAGCAUGGAGACCUUUCUUUUCUAUGUCCCACUCUUCUGUUUCUCCUGGACCUUUCAUGCUUGUAGGCAUUUCCAUUUGUUCUUCACUCUGACCGGCCUUUGCCUUUCCAUGGCAAAUAAGUAAAACAUCAUGAGGUGGUUGGAAAAAUGUAAUAGACAUAGUAUCCCUUUGUGCAAUCCCGAACACCUGGGCCUGAAAGCUCAUCUUUGUGGCUUUGAACUUCACUGGAAUUUUGGUCAUUUUUCCCCUUCUUUGCUGGGGAGCUGGAAUGCUGAAACAUCUGCACCCUUCUGUCAUUGCACAUACACUGUUGGAGUUUUUGCUAUGAAAACAUAAUGGUAUGGAUCUGGCAGCUUGCAUCGUGCAGCUCAUUCAGCAGAUGCCAAUAACAGCUGAAUAUUAGAUAUUAUUAAGAAGAAGAAGAUAUAAAAUAAAGCUGUGAGACAGCAAAUGUUGGCUGGUAGCAAAUAUCUUCCAAAUGCUUGGAAGGAUGAGAUUCAGCUUGGGAGUUCUUUGAUAAAAGUAUUGCACCAUUGCCACCAGCUCAGUGUAUGUAUUCAAAACAGGAUUUUGGAAACCCUAGUGAGACCAAUACCAACACUGAGUAGUAAAGGUCAGCACAUACAUUCCUAGUGAAGAGCCCACAGCUAUCAUGGCACUGAGAUUUGCUGCACAACAAGGCUGGGAUCCCUGUGGCAGUUUAAAGCAAUGAAUGCUCCCUCCAUUUUGCCACCUCAUCAAGAAAUUUAGAAGGAUGAAGCAGACCUUAUUUUUCUCAUGGUGCUGGUGCCUGAGUUGGCUUUAUCUGGCCUAAGAAGAGCUGGUGGCUGCAAUGCCCAGGCAGGGGAUGGCAAAGGUGCCUUACAUGGGCACUGACUGCUGCAGCACCUACCUCUGAAACCUAUAAGCUAAGAUCUUGCUGGUGUUUCAGUAAUGAUGAGUCCCAGCACCCUCCUUCCACCUGCUUGGAGUCAUCCUCUCUAGAAGGGAUGAGUAAACACCAACACCUGUGGUAGGCAGUGCCUGUGAAGGAUCUACAGAUGCAGUGAGACAAGCACAGGUCAGCACUUGGGCACCCUGCCUGCAGCACCUACCUCUGGGUGGUGGAGGUGGGUGGAGAGGGACCUGCCUGUGCCCAGCAAGGAAGAAACCUGACUCCUGGGAGCUGGAUCCCACACAAACAGCACUGCCAGCACUGUAAAAAAUAAAUAGCAGAGGAGAAACAGUCAGAAAAGAGAAAAGGUCUUCUUCUCUGAGCCUGAGACACCACAGAGGUAAAUCCUAGCCUUGCCUGCAGUGACAGCAGAUCCCAGCAGAACCUGAGAUGGCCACUGCACCAAAAGAGGCAGAAAAUGCUAUUGGCUUGGAGGAAAUCCACACAGAGAGAAAAGAACCACCAAAAGGACAAAAGACAUUUACAGUGGAAGAAGCUGUGGAAACCAUUGGGUUUGGGAGGUUUCAUAUCAUGCUUUUCCUCAUCAUGGGCAGCACUGGGGUGGCUGAAGCCAUGGAGAUCAUGCUGAUAGCCGUUGUGUCCCCUCUCAUCCGAUGCGAGUGGCAGCUCCAAGACUGGCAGGUGGCUUUAGUGACAACAAUGGUGUUUUUUGGCUACAUGGUGUUCAGCAUAGUGCUCGGGCUCCUGGCCGAUCGGUACGGCCGCUGGAAGAUCCUGCUGCUCUCCUUCCUCUGGGCAGCCUAUUUCUCCCUGCUGACCUCGUUUGCCCCAUCAUACAUCUGGUUUGUGUUCCUGCGGGCCAUGGUAGGAGGUGGCGUGUCGGGCCAUGCGCAAGGACUUAUCAUAAAAACGGAAUUUUUGCCCACCAAAUAUCGGGGAUACAUGUUGCCCUUAUCUCAGGUGUUUUGGUUGGCAGGAUCCUUGUUGAUCAUUGGCCUGGCAUCAGUGGUGAACCCAACCAUGGGCUGGCGGUGGUUGAUCAGAAUUGCCUCCAUCCCUGGCAUCCUUCUCAUCCUGGUGUUCAGGUUCAUCCCAGAGUCGGCACGGUACAACGUGUCCACGGGAAACACGGCGGCUGCGCUGGCCACGCUGCAGAGGAUAGCCAGGAUGAACGGGGCGGCCAUGCCAGAGGGGCAGCUGAGGGAGCCUGCCAAGGAAAGAAGGGGAAGAUUCAAGGACCUCAUCCACCCCAAAUACCUCAGAACCACUUUGCAGAUAUGGAUCAUAUGGCUUGGCAUAGCUUUCGCUUAUUACGGUGUCAUCUUGGCCAGUGCUGAGUUGCUGGAGCGGGACCUUGUCUGUGGCUCUGCAGCCCCACCGCUGCAGGACUCCAGCGAUGACUCUGAGGAGAGCCGCAGCCCCUGCCACUGCCACUUCUUUGGACCCGCUGCCUACCAGACCAUGAUCAUCAGCACAGCCGGGGAGAUCGCACUGAAUCCUGUGAACAUUCUCAGCAUCAAUCUCCUUGGAAGACGUCUAAGCCUGUGUAUCACCAUGGGAUGUACAGCUCUGUUCUUUCUUCUCCUUAAUAUCUGCACCUCAAGUGCAGGCAUGGUUGGCUUUCUCUUCAUGCUGCGUGCCUUGGUUUCAGCCAACUUCAACACCAUCUACAUUUACACAGCAGAGGUUUAUCCCACCACAAUGCGAGCGCUGGGGAUGGGGACAAGUGGAGCAUUGUGCCGUGUGGGAGCAAUGGUGGCUCCAUUUAUAUCACAAGUUCUUAUGAGCGCUUCUUUCUUGGGAGCCCUGUGUCUCUUCUCCUCUGUGUGCAUCAUCUGUGCCAUCUCUGCAGUGACACUGCCCAUCGAAACCAAGGGCAGGGCCCUGCAGCAAGUAAAAUGAGAGCGAAUGUUUGAUGUUGGAUUGGGUAGGAAAGAAAAAUAUACCCCUGGAAUCUGUCACUUCCUGUGAGCUGCAUUUGAUGUUCAUUGCUUCUCCAUAACGUUUUCAUUAUUAAAAAAUGCAACUGAACAGUGGAAGAGCUGUGAUUUGUGUAGACAAAUGGUAAAUUUCUCAAGGACCUUUCCUUUCUUAUGAUUCAAUAAACAGA
Messenger RNA from Motacilla alba alba, 3895 nucleotides. RefSeq names its product SVOP like (gene SVOPL). Gene Ontology annotation, biological process: transmembrane transport. Gene Ontology annotation, cellular component: membrane. The record is from RefSeq and is a predicted model, not a curated record. The transcript has 16 exons. Gene Ontology annotation, molecular function: transmembrane transporter activity. Lineage: Eukaryota; Metazoa; Chordata; Aves; Passeriformes; Motacillidae. Bases 2215 to 3687 code for a protein of 490 amino acids.